AUUUAGUCUAUGAAAACAGCGUAAUAUCAGUUCUCUGUUAUGUGGUCUUGUGCAACUUGCUUCAUAGGACGACAUCCUAUAAAAUCUGUUUAGUAUCUCGCAGCCAAUGUUAUAUUAUUGGAAUGGACACAUAUAAGCAAUAAAAGUUAUAGGAAAAGACUAGUAACUAUUUGUAUCAAACUGGAAAAUUCGUCUUCCACAAAAUCUUGACCAUGUGCACAUCUAUCACCUUGAGGUGCUUUUCAAAUUUGCCCAGCAAAAUCCCUUGAUAAUGGCAUUCAACACUGAAAGUAUCAAUUAUAUAUAUAUAAUUUAAUGUUAUUUAUCCAUUUUGAGUGUAUCAAAUGAUGUUGAUUAAAUUUACUUUUAAAAAGGUUGUAGUUUACAGGUCCUGCUCAUCAAUUCUAGACAGUAGAGCUCAAUCUAUGAUGCAUAAUUAUCUGAUUUGCAUUUCGUGAGCUUUUGAGAUCUCAGGAAAUGCACAAGCUAAUACCCAGGAGAGCAAGAGUGCACUUGUGACAAGUGUGCACAUUUUAGCAUUUACCAAAUUUGUUAGUGAUUCUUGAGUUUGUUCAUAAUUUUCUGUUUGGUCUCUAUCCAGUUGGUAUAAAUUUUCCCUCACAGGGAAAUUCAAUGAUUGAAAAUUGAAUAUCCGGAAGGCCGGAUAAUCCGGCACUGGAUCGCUGAUUUUUUGAAAAUCUGGCUCUGGCCGGAUUUUUUCCAAAAUCCGGUGAGUUGCCAGAUUUUCCAGAACUUAACAAGAUCAACGAUAAAACAAGCACCUUAAAAAGAGAGUUGAAAUGAAAGUGCUUGUCAUCACGAAGCAGGAAGACUGGAUGAUAUAUUUCACAAAUUUGGUCCAGGGUUGCCAGAUUGGCUUCUUAGGCCAAAUUUUUCAUUUUUGGUUUUUAGAUUUAGAUUGCCUGGAAAAAUUGUUGUUUGCUUGCUACUUAAAUUUGACCUUGUUGGCCUUUUCAGCAGAACGUCUAAAAUUAAUGAGUAAUUACUAAAUUCAUGGAAUAAUUAGUAGUUAACUACAAAGUGUUAACCAAAUUUCAAAUUUUAUCACCUAACCUAAAUAUUAUCUUGAUUUUAGAAAAGGGUUUUGGAAAAAAGUAAGAUUCUUAUCUAAGUUAAGAAAUUAUCUAACAGGCACAAGCUUAGAAAUAUAACCAGUGCCUGGUCGAUGGAUUCUUGAGAAAGUUUUUGAUUUGACCUUUUUAUGAGCAUUUUGGCUAAAAUUGUUCACCAGUCUAGCCUUUGUUUGUUCUCUGCUCACCAGUCUAGCGUUCGUUUGUCAAAAAUUCAAUCUGGCAACUCAAAUGGGUCUCUUUGAUUAUCUCGCUAUACAUUUUUUCACAAAGUGGCUCAAAACUUUUAAUUAGUGAAAAAUCCAUAAAUGGCCAGAUUAUCCAAUAAAAUCCGGCCGGAUAUUCCAUGAAGAAAUCCAGUAAAUCCGGUUCCGGCCGGAUUCUGAAAAUCCUGAUCCGGUACACCCCGAGGUCUAGAGGGCCUCAAAAAGGUAAAUUGGUUUAAAAGAUUGAAAGAAAACAAAAACAAGGAUUAUUCUGGAAUAUUUUAAGCUAGACUUAAAGGUGUGGUCACAAAUAUUUUCUGCUUCCAUUGCUUGCUUGGCCAUAUCUUUCAAUUUAGCCCUAGGCCUUGGAAACUCAAUUUCGAAUGACAAACUUUUUCCAAUCUUUAGCAAGCAAAUUUAGAAAGUCAUUUUAUGAUCUUUAAAAAAGAAGUAAUUUUAAGCCACACCCAAAAGCAAACCCAACCAUGCUUGUCACAUGCAAGAGUAAACCUAAUAAUUUAAAGAAAAAUCCUCCAGAGUGCAGCUGCCAUGGAAUUCAUACUGGAUAAUUACAAGCAAGCAUUAUCUUUUUUUAAGAAUGUACUUGUCUAUUCAAGAUGCAAAUAUUUGCGUAACUCUGCAAAUAGUAAGCUGCUUAUACUUUUAAGAAAAUAGAUAUAAAAUAUAUUCUGCUGAAAAUUGAAACGAGACCUAAAAAGGAAACAAGAUUUGGUCAUUAUUUUUAAUCAUAGAGUUAGGACAAGGAACUAAGACAAGUACUUGGUUGAUCAAAUGGCUCAAAGCUUCCCCAGGUCUGGAAAUUUUCAGCUAAUCAUUAUUAUGAUUGAGAGAUUCAAAAAUCUUGUUGUUUUGUAGAAAAACUGUCAAAACUGAUGCUGCUUUGAAAACAGUUUAAACAAUUUUUCAAGUAAUAAUUGUUUCCCAACAAAAUUUUGAAAUAAGUUGCUAAACAUUUGUUUAACCCUUUCCUUGCCACGAGCCGCUUUAGAGGCUUCGCCUUGUUUCCCUGUAAACGCCACUGGCCGCUUUAGCGGCAUUGAUGACGUAAUUCAGUUACAUAACUUUGGCUUUGAUUUUCUCAAUAAUGAUGUUGCUAUAGAUACCUUUCAUUCAUUUAAUCCUGUAGACAAAGGAUGAAACCACAGGCACACGUGUUCUUUGUCACAUGUUUCUAUAUGAAAUUUCUGAAAUAUCAACCGUUGAACUUUGUUUUGAGUUAGGCCAUGUUUGUUGAGCGAAGGAAGCAUGGCGACGAACGACUGUAGUGCAUUGAGUGAUAGUGAUUCUGAAAGUAGCGAUUCCUCUGCUGCCGAUAUCGGAGAUUUUAGUAGCGAAUUUAUCGAUGAAUUCUACAAUGUUUUUGGAGAUUCGGAUGAUGAAGAAGAGGAGUUUGAGGGAUUUCGUUUCGAAAUGCCGGAGGUCAAAUGGGCGUUGGGAGGAAAUGUGCGAAGACAAUCAGCUGAUGCUGAAACUGUAGAUGAAAGGCCGAAACCUGCAGAAGUAGCAAAUCUUUCGUUGGAUGCAAAGCCAAUCGAAUAUUUACAAUUAUUUUUAUCAGAUGAACUACUGCAAAGAGUUGUAGACUGGACCAUUAUGAACGCAGAAAAAAAAUUGGGUGCAACCGAAGGAGAACGCUGGACUACAACCUUGGAUGAAGUCAAAGCAUAUUUAGGUGUUGUACUAAUUGCAAACAGUUUGCUAACAACACCCAGAAAUGAAAGAUACUUUAUAGCAGACGAAAAUAAAUGGAUCUUUCAUACAAAUAUUUGCAAGGUCUUUUCAAAGAACAGAUUUAGAGAAAUCCAAAGAUUUAUCCAUUUUUGCGAUCCAAAUAUUCCCGCAACAAACGACCGUUUGUACAAGGUUAGGCCAGUUAUUGACCAUUUGCAAAAGAAGUUUCGAGAGAUGUAUGUUCUGGGGAGAGAAAUGUCAGUAGAUGAAAGCAUGAUCCCAUUCAAAGGGCACAUUGCUUGGACCCAGAGAAUGCCGCAAAAACCGGUGAAAGUUGGAAUAAAAGUGUUUGUUGUAGCAGACUCGCAAACAGGUUACUGCUGGAAUUUCCAAAUUUAUACUGGAAAGGUAACAGACCAAGAAGAUGAUGUUGGAGACCUUGGCAAAACUGAUCGUGUUGUGAUCGAUUUGGUUAAAAAUUUAACCCACCAAGGACAUCAUUUAUACCUUGACAAUUUUUAUACCAGUGUGCCCCUUGUUUUAUUCCUGAAGAGCCAGGGAAUUUAUACAUGCGGGACAAUGAGGUCAAAUCGCAGGUAUUUUCCUAUUGAUAUUCUCUCCAGAAAUGCAAAAUCGAUGGCUAGGGGAGAAUUCAAUUUUGCAUUUUUCAAAGGCCUAACUGCUCUAAUGUGGAAAGAUUCUAAGCCUGUCUAUUUCCUGAGUUCCAUUCAUGAUGCCACACUUGGAAAACCAGUGACAAGAAACUUAAAGAAGAACGGCAAAUACGAAAAGGUUCAAAUUGCAUGUCCAAUUCUUGUCAGUGAUUACAACACAAAUAUGGCUGGUGUGGACAAAAGUGACCAACAAUCUGUUGUGAAAAAGGAUAAGAAACAGAAGACGUAUUAUAUGAGAAUAUUUAUAUCCUUUUUCAUGAAAUGCAUAAAUAAUUCUUAUAUAAUUGAAGGGCAUGUCAAGCCUCACGUUGUUCAGGGUAAGGCCAAGCGAGACCUUCUCUCCUUCAAAGAAGAACUUGCCAUACAAUUGGUUGGCAAUGUCCGUGCAAAGGGGAAAGGAAGAAAAAGAAAGAGGACAGAGGAAGAUAAAAGGCUACAGAAUGUUGGGGCUCAUCUGCCAAAAAAAGGCCAAGGCAAAGACCACAGAUGUCUUGUCUGCAAGAGAAAAAGGCAGAAUUGGAUAAAGCAGAACCCAGAUGCCGAUCCAAAAAACUGCCCAUUCAGUUUAUCGAAAACAACUUUUUGCUGUGCAGGUUGUGAGCCACAGGACACUGUAUACCUCUGCAUAACAAAGGAAAAUAACUGUUUUAUUAACUAUCACACCAAAGUUCAAUUUUGGCUAUAAUAAGUGUGACUAAUAUCCUAUUUUAACAUUAAUUCACUAAUAUAUUUUUUAUACAGAUGUAUUUUUUUACUGUUUUCUAGAAAUGAGAUGAAAGUUGCAUUUUUGGA
This is a messenger RNA of Rhopilema esculentum, 4455 nucleotides long. The record is from RefSeq and is a predicted model, not a curated record. Lineage: Eukaryota; Metazoa; Cnidaria; Scyphozoa; Rhizostomeae; Rhizostomatidae.